Nothobranchius furzeri (turquoise killifish) is the source of this 3542-nucleotide messenger RNA. It is a transcript of the gene atf6, whose product is annotated as activating transcription factor 6. Lineage: Eukaryota; Metazoa; Chordata; Actinopteri; Cyprinodontiformes; Nothobranchiidae. The record is from RefSeq and is a predicted model, not a curated record. Gene Ontology annotation, molecular function: DNA-binding transcription factor activity, RNA polymerase II-specific; RNA polymerase II cis-regulatory region sequence-specific DNA binding. Gene Ontology annotation, cellular component: nucleus. Gene Ontology annotation, biological process: endoplasmic reticulum unfolded protein response; regulation of transcription by RNA polymerase II.
UUACCCCUCGGCGGCACCCGUAGAUUUACGGUAAAUACAGACGUGUAUUUAGGUGUCUGAUGGGUAGUCUCUCACGGAGAAUGUGACUCGUCGUUUAGGUAACAGUUUUUUUGCAAAGUUACACUGAUGAGUUCAAAGGAAAAUGUCAUCCGACUUAAUGCUAGACUUGGGAAAUUGUCAACAAUCGUCACUGAUGGAUAACGACUCGGGCAUCUUGUCCAUCGACCAUGGAGGAGAGUGGGAUAUAAGCUUGUUUGAUGAGCUGGGUAACCUGGGGGAUGCAGACGAGCUGCUUGAAGCUCUGGAGAGCGGCGGCUAUGCCAACGCAGGUCCAGAUCUGGACUUUGACAUCGAUAUUCCUUCGUGGGAUGAAAUUGAACCAAGAAGCACCUGCACAGAUGGUGAGGUGAGCGUGGACUCUCUGUCACCAGCUCACACUCUCAGCUCCGUCCCCUCUCCUGCCUCUCUGGAAGUUUUGUCUCCCUCUUCUUUCCAAGAUGAGGCUCUGUCUCCACAGCUCUCUCCAGUGUCCAUCUGCUCAGAGUCCAGUGGCUUUUCUGAAAUCUCUUUCCCACCGAAGAAAGCAGCAAAAAGGGCCACUCAGGGGACGCGAGUAAAAGCAGCUCAGCCUGUCAAAAGGCCCAUUCAGACGGGAACAAGGAUCGCCAUCCAGCCCAGACCUCUGAUUACAGCUGUGCCCUUGACCCCAGCAGCAGCGGCUCCUUUACAGGCCAAGACGAUCAUCAUCCAGCCUCUGCAGACCACCAUGCUGCCUGUGGUUAAACCCCCUCCAGUUACCAUUCAGCCAGCGCCCCCUGCAGGCCUUCCUGUUGUGCUGUCUCAGCCAAGCCAGUUGCUGCAGAUCCAGACGCCACACGCCGUUCCUGGUAGUGUGGUUGCCAUACCAACGCUCAGCCAGGACAAGCCUGUUCCUGUAGCUGCACCGCCACUGGUUUCUGUCACUCUUCGGACCCAUUCCUCAGAUGAAGAAUCAAAGUUCUCCCAGAGGCAGCAGCGCAUGAUAAAGAACCGGGAGUCUGCAUCUCUGUCUCGAAAGAAGAAGAAGGAGUACCUGCUCUCGCUGGAAGCUCGUCUGAAAGUGGCGUUAUCUGAAAACGAGGUGCUCAAGUGCGAGAAUGGCAACCUGAAGAAACAACUGGAGGGUCUGCUGAGUGAGAACACAGUACUGAAGGCAACGGCGCCUAAGAGGAGAGCGGUGUGUCUCAUGGUGGUCCUGGUGUUUCUGGUGCUUAAUGUUGGACCGAUGAGUCUGUUUCAGGAUGGCUCCAACACCAACUCAAAGGGUUUUCCUGUGCAGCCCAGUGGCAGACACCUGCUGGGUUUCUCACCAGAAGCAGACUCUGAUGUGAUGACAGACCCUCAGCCCAGCAGCAGAGCAUCAGUGAUGGCAAACGGUGCUGAGGAUAAGGCGCUGAUGGUUGUGAAAAGCCCCAUCUUUCUCAGACCGCCUCUCCCCUGCCAGCCUCCUGUCAACAGGACAAAGUGCAUUGAGCUGGCCCAUGAGUUGAGCGGUUGGGUCCAUCGUCAUGAGGUGCAGCACACCAAAUCCAGGCGCAGCCUCAAACCCAGCAGACCCGUUCUGCAGAAAGCCGAGGAUGAGGAGGCUGAUGUGGCUCAAAUUGUGACCGUCCCGUACGCUGAAACUACUGAGGAAAGGACUCCGGGCAGUGAGCUGCAGGUUUAUUAUGCUCCUCAGCACACCUACAGCGACUUUUUCGAUGAGCUCAAUCGUCGCCCCGACACCUUCUACGUGGUGUCUUUUCGAAGGGAUCAUCUCCUACUUCCUGCCACCAACCACAACAAAGGAAGUCGACCCAAGAUGUCUGUCGUGUUGCCAGCCAUGAACAUUAAGGACAGCAUCAUCAAGGACGAAGAGUUUGAGGUGAUGAUGCAGAUCGACUGUGAGGUGACCGACACCAGGAUUCUCCACAUCAGAUCCUCCAGCAUCCCACAUUUACUGAAGGUCAACCACACGGACACGUUUUACCAACACUCCACCACCGACAGCAAGGCUGUGCCUCCUGUUGGUGUCCUAAUGGGCUCUGCAUAAGAUCACUCCUCUACCAAACCCAGACCUACAAGAAUAAACCUCAGUUAGCUCACGUUUUUAUUGAUGAAGAAAAAGAUUAAUCUGUGAUUCCGUAGAUUUUAUGUGUUUUUGGUUUACACGGGCAUGCUUUGCAGAACUGUAGUUAAAACACAAAUGCAGCUUGGACUUUUGCACCGCUGAGCCUCGUUCCCGAUCAGGGCUGACAUCUGGGGCUAGUGUGUAACGAGAUCAGAGCAGAGGCGGGCUUCUUGUGCAGCAACACCGACUUCUCCCUGUACCCCGGACUUCCUGUGUGAACAAUAAUUGUUUGACAGCAGGGAGCUGAGCACUGACCCCUGAGUCACCUCAUCACAACAAAACACUUUCAACUCCCCUUCAGGCAGCCCUUUAUUUCCCCUCUCAACAAGUUUGGGUUAAGAAAGAAACAUUUGUGAUAUUAUAGUUUAGAAUCAAGUUGUUUUAUAAUGAAGACGGGCGACCUUUGUUUGUCUGAUUUAAACUAAGCUGAUUUUUGUUUUUGUCUUGUGAAGUAAACCCUACCUGAUUUUUAUCAUCGGCAGGAAAUGAUGCAUUUAAAGAACUCAGGAAGAUCGUCUGACGGCCUACAGGCUUUAUUUAAAUAUUCCAAGUGCUGUUUGCAGCACUUUGACAAAAUGCAUUUAAUACGUGAUUUUUGAGUUUUGCACUGUUUAUUUCCUUAUAUAUAAAUAAAAAUUCUUUAUUUUUUAAAUAUUUUAUGAAUGUACAACAAUGUUUAAAUACAACUCACUCUUUUGUUUUGUCAAAAAGAAAUUUCCUACUUUUUUUUUCUUUGUGGGAUUUUUAUUGUAAUUGUCAACAGAAACCUUUGAUAUUGUGUUUGUAAAACCAUAAAUGGUGGAUGGCUACAUUAUAAAUGUAAGUGCAUACAGAUUUCAGACAUGCUGAGUUUUAUAAGGUUACAUUUUGUUUUUUAAAUAAUUUAGGGAAUAUUCUUGAACGGUCAAGUUGAUGCUUGAUGUGCAACCACUGUUUUGUAAACUAAAACCUGACAAAUAUUAUCUACUAAUUGUUACAAUUUAUCAUAAGUUAUUGGUUUAUUGAAGUGCAGAGAAAGAGCGUUUAGUUUUAAUGUUAAAUGUCUUAGUCUGGGGCUUUUUACCGUGAAAACCUUUGAUAAUAGAUAUGAUUAGAAAUGGUAACUCCUUUUCAGAGAUUUUUUGGGGGGGGCUGUGUUGACAGAACAGCGUUUACUUUUCUAAAUAUUUCUUCCAGCAUCAUGUUUUCAUAUAGUUGUUUUCAGCUCCUAAAAAGUGUAGAAAAGCUGUUAUUGUUAGUUGCCAGGUGUUGUGUGAAGGUCCUUUCCUUUUUUCAGUUUCAAACAAACCCGUCAGAAUUUGGAUUCUCCAACCGAGCUCGAGUAAUAAUUUGUUGUGACUUGUUCUUCUGUGUGUUUUAAACCAAAAUAAACACUGGAUUUUCUUUAACUUUA